Messenger RNA from Stylophora pistillata, 1152 nucleotides. RefSeq lists its product as uncharacterized. NCBI's taxonomy places the organism in Eukaryota, Metazoa, Cnidaria, Anthozoa, Scleractinia, Pocilloporidae. The record is from RefSeq and is a predicted model, not a curated record.
UCCAAUAUGGCGGACAGUAGUGGUGUUUCGCAGUCAAAACGUCUAGAAAACUUCCCAAAAGUUAGCUCGAUUACAAUAUCAAGUCAUUUAAAAGGUUGUGGGAAAGGAGAAGUUGGUGAUAAAGGAUACAAAUUUUUUUCGGAAAAUUAUAUUCACAACGUAUAUACAUCAGACGAAGCAACUGGCCACCACAUUGCUACAGGACUUUGUCAUCGAACUCAGCGUAAAAAUGAACCUGCACAUGCAGUCAAAAUUACACUACAAACUAAAAAUGGAAUGGCUGAAGUUAGCAAUUCGCUGUGUUCUUGCAAAGCUGGGUCUGGAGGACAUUGCAAUCAUUAGAGUCAUUUUUCUGUGUAUUGCACUGAUCUCGAAGGAGCUGCAAAGAUAGGCGACGAUUGCAUGGCAGUGGAAUGUCCACUUGAACAGAUCUAGACACUAUUCCUUCUUUAUCAGUGACUUCAAAAGUCCCUUCUCCUUCUGAAGCAGUAGCCAUUUCUUCCUGCUUCAUCAACUCUUCUUGUUGCUUGUUUUUUGCAAGUUUGUCGGGAAAUGAUCUCGUUUUGACUUCCUUUGUACGAGCUGAAGGCAGAGCGUCAUUCUCUAGUCUUCGUUUCUGACUAUGGAGAGAGAUGAAAUCUUCGUCAGAGAAAUGAGCUGAACAUACUUUUGUAUGCUUAGAUGUCUUAAAAUAUUUGUUUGGGUCGCGUUUGAUCUUCGUUAUCCAUAUCUGUAAGAUAAAAUAAGCGUUUUUGUAACAUAAAUAUAAACACAAAAUUGAAUUCCAACUUAAAACUGUUGCUCUAAAUUGUUGCACAAAAGAGCAAACUUUUAAGCAUAGAAACACAUCAAAAUCAUACCUUUUUAAUCCUUGGAUUACUUGGAAGAGAAUGAAAUGAUAAAUUCUUGUUCAACGAGCUAUUAGUACAGCCGUAAACUGCACAAUAAUGAAUCAUAUUUAUUUAUAAGAUGGAAAAUGUCAACACGCUUUGGGAUCGCCGUGUUUACCCAAUUUAGGUCACAUGAUUUAUGCAAUUCAAUGAAACCGAGUAGGUCUAUUAUGGGCGUAGUGUUAGGUUGAGAACAGACGUCAGCAUAUCAGGUGCCUCUGGCAGCCGCUUCAGUCUAUCGAUCUCAUCUUCCCACCCAUCC